Molecule: messenger RNA, 5174 nt
Organism: Rhopilema esculentum
Lineage: Eukaryota; Metazoa; Cnidaria; Scyphozoa; Rhizostomeae; Rhizostomatidae
Product: E3 ubiquitin-protein ligase RNF13
Biological process (GO): ubiquitin-dependent protein catabolic process
Cellular component (GO): nucleus
Molecular function (GO): ubiquitin protein ligase activity
Source: RefSeq, a predicted model, not a curated record
AAAUAACCAACCGCUUAUUUCACGCCAAGAUCAGCAACAGAAUAUACUAUAAAGAAGCAUGAAAUAUGCAUCCAAAUGUUUGUGCAUUGCUUUUAUGUUCUUUAUGCUCUUUCCCCAACCCCUCCCUCCCCCAAAUACCUUUUGAUAAUUUGCAAACAAUCCAAUGAUUUUGCCGACCAUCGCUUGCAAAUUUGGGGAGGAGGUUGUGGCACUCCUAUAUCCCCAUUAUCUAGCAAAAGUUUGAUUCAAGAAAAAUUCAGUUUGAAAAUUUUCUACCACGAAAAAAAGUGAAAAUUUUCUAAUCAUUUGAGAAUGUUGGGAAUUUAAAGCCGGUUGUAGCCUAAACAUAACGUUAAAAAAAAUUCAUCAAUAACAAGUAAAUAUUCUGGAAAAUUUGUACAUCCUUUCGCUCAGGAUUGUCAACAUUGAGAGCUUUUGUAAAGCAUCGACAGUUUUUUGAUAUGCCUAAUCUAGAUUACCUUCAUUAUUGCCAAUGUCUUCAAAGUUGGCUACAAAAAUAGCUAAUGGCUGAUUUAUGCCAACAAAUUAAAUACAGUUUGCAUUCGUUGUUGCACCUUUCGCUAACUGCACUUUGCAUUUGUUGUUAUGUUCACCUUUGACAACUGUAAAUGAUUUUCAUUUCACAAAUUGUACGGGGUUACUUCUCUCAGUUAAUUUAUUUAGGAUUAAUUUUCAUCUUAAAAAUUCCUUGCUCUUUCAAAGAUGUGAUCAAGGGUAGAAUGGAUUUCCCUAUCAUGAAACACCAGUGGAAAAUUCUGUAAUAGUAAAGCUUUUAUCAAAUUUGUGACCUGAAAGAAUCAUUUCAACUAGAGAUGUGAAUAAGUGAGUAAGUUUUUGUUGGCUUUUUUGCACAAAUCCUUGACAUGUCUUUAAAAUUUAACUUUUAACAAGGUUGACACUAAUAAGUUUCUUUUAUUCACUCCUAUUGAUAUCGAAAUUUCAAUAUUAAAUAUUGUUUCGGUGUGCUUAUAUAAUUAGGUAGAAUCUAUUUUUCAUAGUUUGGUUUCAUUUAAUUUCAAGAUAGCAUGGAAAAGAGGAGUCAAAAACAAGAAACUUAUCAAAUGCAUCAUCUAUCCCCUCACUUCUCUUUUGAUCCACACCUGGAUAGAAAUUCCGCACUUGAUUCUAUCAAAUUCAGCAUGGCAUUCAAAGAAAGUGGUACCGUCAGCAUGUUUGAAAAUUGUUGUAUAGUAAAGGCCCCAUAAUUGAUCCUAUCGGUGCUCUGAUUUUAAUUUCUGUCCAAUCACUAGAGGAGGUAUUUUCUUCCUUAUAUGUCCAUUUUCAGUUUUUUUACAAUUUUAAAACAUUUUAACAACAAGAUCUUCAGAGGAGAGAGUGCCAUAAUGCUUGCAAUCCAGAUGUCACCUCGGUGGUAUCACGUCACCUAGUCUUUGUUUAAUUUGAAAUAAAUACUUGCAAGGGCAAUCACUUGGAAAAGUCUUUGUCUGGGUGCGUAAACAUUUUGGCUAAAUUAUCUGAUAUUGAGAGGAAAGAGCUGCUGCGUGGUUAGACAAAUUCUAUCUAAAUCAUUUGUUGUUGCGAAUGCGCCACCAACGUCAGCAGCCAUGUUUGUUAGGGCCCCCGUGUCCGUGUGAUUUGGCGACAACAGGUUGGAACGAUGCUGAAAGAACCGAGAGUAUGACGUUUUGUGUUGUGUUUAGCAAACAUAUGUUUUAAAUAAUUCUGUUAGGUUUCAGAGAAAUGAUCUAAAGUUAUGAUCACUUAUCAGCUCGUCGCAAGACUUGGUGCGUAGUAACGUUUGGUUUGCUCCUAGAGACAACUAUUUUGAUGGAAAUGCCAAAUAUGCCUGGCAGGCUUGUUCUAUUUAUAUAUUUGCUAUGGAUAUCAAAUCUGAUCCAAGCAAUGGUCAUCAGUGCAAAAGUCAUUGUGGAAUUCAAUGCAAGUAUGAAAUCUAUUGAUGAUCAAGAGGCAAAAUUUGGAAGAGCGCUCCCUGAAAAUGGCAUGGAGGGCUAUCUUGUUGUGGCAAAACCCCUGAAUGCAUGUAUACCAAUACAGCCACCUCCAAAGGGACUUAUGCUUAGAUAUGUUAAUUUCUUUGCUCUAAUUGAAGAGUCUGGUUGCGACUACAGUCAGAAGGUGCUUAUGGCUCAGAAUUCAAAUUACCGAGCAGCAAUAAUCUAUGAAAAAUUUUCUGAUACACCUGUUGUAAUGGAAGGGGGGGAAGCUGCAAGUAAAAUCUUCAUCCCUUCUGUCAACAUAGGCAAAAGUGAUGGCGAAAGUUUGAAAAAUUAUGACUACAAAACACAUGCACACAUUUAUUUGCAACCAAGCAUGAAAGUUCCAAUUGAACUCUACCUGAUACCAUUUGUGGUUGUUUUUGGCGUGUGCUUUCUUUUCAUGGCGCUAUUUUCGGUUGGUCGCUAUUGUCGACAAAGAAGAAUCAUUCGAAAUUCACGACUUUCUAGAGAAAGUCUGAAGUCUAUUCCAACUAAAAAGUUUAAAAAAGGAGACGAUUACGAUAUCUGUGCAAUUUGCUUAGAAGAAUUCGAAGUAGGAGAAAAGCUUAGAAUACUGCCUUGCAGUCACGUUUACCAUUGCAAAUGUGUCGAUCCUUGGUUAACUGGUGGCAAAAAGUCAUGCCCUGUUUGUAAUCGUCCAGUUUUGGUAGCUAAGAAAUCACAGCGACAAGAGCAGUCAACAUCGUCGGGCGGCUCAGUCACGAUCGAUAGCCAUCCUCCAACUGACGACGAGGCAAGUAGACACGAUACUGAUGAAGAGGUGAAUGAAAGGACCCCGCUAAUAGCUGCUGCGCCUCGCGGGCGGCAGAGUAGUACAAACUUGAGUGUAUAAAUUUACAGCUUUAAGUUUAUAAUAAACAAGCUAUAUAGUACCAGCUUUUCACUUCAAAUGCCCGAUCUGCUUGGAGUUUAGGUGAAGGCUGUUAUGUGCUGUUGCUGUUCAUUUAGUUUUGCUAUGCACAAAUUCUGUCGACUUUUUAAAGACCUAGAUUCAAAGACUUUAUCCUUAGUAUUUCAUAUGGCAAAGAUAUAAGGCUAAAAACAUUACUUUUUUUCUCUGCUCGCAUAGACUGCGGUCAGUAUACAUUUUUGAAAAAUUUGGGGACAACCAAGUCUAAUGCUUAAGUUUUAUGUACUUUGGGAAUUGAAAAGUUACAAAUAAAAAAAAUUGAUUCAAAGUAAAAGUGUGGUCCUCCUGUAUUGCCCGAAGAGAGAGUUUUUAGUUUUCAAUCUUUGAACUGUUUUGCAAAAUUUUGAUACUGCAUUUUGGCAUGUUUAAAAUCUGUGAUUCCUAGUAAAUUUUUAAAAAGCCAAAUAAAGGACCAGUUUUAUUGUCAAUAACCUUUCAAGCGAAAGGAGAUAAUUACUGCUCUCUUAAGAGUUAUUUAUGUUCUCCAAUGCUCACAUUUAAAUCAGUGUGCCUCUAUGCAGAGUCAGAAACACAUUACGGUCGCAUGGCCACUGACCGGAGGAAGGUCCAACAAAAACAAUAGAAACUCCUAUAGCUCACCCAAGCCACGCCCACUUUCUUUUGUUUUGUGAGGAAGGUUUGCCUUCUGGGAUGUUUUUGUGAACAAAAUUUUCUGGACUCUCUAUGGUAACUAAAAAGUUCAUUGUGGAACAACACAGUGUGUCCUCUAAUCCACCAAAAUUAUUUGAGUUUUUCGUUUGGCUUAACAACUUUACUUUUUAAGGAAUCUGCUUUUUUAGCGUAAUUUAAUGUUAUCUGUAAAUUUUUUGCUCACUAGCCGUUUUUUUAAACUUGCUGAUCCUUGAAUUCCAUGGUAUUAAGUUCCAGGAACGGACCAUUCACAAAGAAUGCUUGCCUCGAUUUUGCGAAAUUGCUCCCUUUUCGUGACGCCAUAUUUUCAAGGCUGUUUACAAUGCAAGGCUUGCGCCCUAUUCUGCUCACAUAAUUUGUGGAAUCCCCCUUACUGCGUCAUAUUUUGCUUCCCAACACCUGCACGCUCCUUUGCACCCACCACGCUUAAAACUGGUCUCUGAUGCAAUAUUGUAUCAUCUAAUAGUGAAAUUGUCAUAGAUCAGAUACAACUUCAGCAAAUUCUCACGUUCACCUGCCUAGAAAUGAUGCAAUACGUCUAUCCGUGACUUUAAACGCUUAUUAAUGUGAAUUUACCACUUGACUCUUUUUCUACACUUGUACUUGAAGUUCUACUGUGUGUCAUCCCACCUCCAUGCAAUCGAUUUCUCCAAUGAUGCUAUUCCAAUAAAUAGCGUAAGAAUAUCUUUUUCAAAAUCUAACACAUCUAAAUGCCUGUCAUUACUAAAAGAAAGUUAAUUGAUGGUCGGUAUAAGCUUAACAUGUUUAUAAUUUGCAAAGAACCCUCUAAAUAAAACUUAUGUAUCAUAGUUAUAUUAUCAAAGAAAGAGAAUUUCGUUGAAAUGAUUCUGUAAUUAAUUAUAAAGUAAAAUCAGUUUAUUGUAUCAUUUUAUCGAUUGCUUAACCGUACACAAUAUUGUUACCUUAAGCUCUUAGCAAAACAGAUAACGUAUUUUACGACGCUAGUUUUGAUAAAACAGCUUUUAGCUAAGUGAUUUAAGUCCAAGUGUGAUCAUUUAUUACAUUCGCGUUAAUGAGCUAAGCUCUAUUUCUCGCCUGUGAUAUCCAAGCAGUAGUGAUACUUUGUGUUGUCUUGUACUUUGUGUUGUCUUGAGUUCAAAGAAUUUCCUUGAGCGAGAAUCCUAUGGAUUGACGCCUUGAGAUCUAAGUGCAGAAUUAUAUCCUUUCUUGUUUUCAUUCAUAAUUGAUCGAAAUCCGAAACCAGAUUCUUAAUCCGUAAUUAGAUCGAAAUCCAGAAACAGGCCUUUUUGAAUUCAAAAAUGCUGAGAUAAAUGCUUUGUGCUAAUUGAAUUGUUAACCUCGCAUGAUUCCUUAUCAUAGUUGAUAUACGUUGAUAUUGAUCAUAGUAUCAUAGUUGAUAUACGUUGAUAUUUAUCAUAGUAUCAUAGUUGAUAUACGAUCUAGUUGAACAAUGUAAUGCAACCUUGAACAUCCGUUAGGAAAUUAGUGAUGCGUUAGGAUUAAUGAUUCAAGAGAUUCUAGUUUCGCAAAGUAUCCCUUUAUUUGAUUCAAAUAUUGUUUAAUCAAUAUGUCGUCCUAUUUUGUAAUACAAUUUGUAAAUACUAAUGCCAAUAAAGAUACUUAAUUGUUUA